This is a messenger RNA of Ceraceosorus bombacis, 3798 nucleotides long. Lineage: Eukaryota; Fungi; Basidiomycota; Exobasidiomycetes; Ceraceosorales; Ceraceosoraceae. The record is from the annotation of a GenBank genome assembly.
AUGGAUGCUCUUGGUGAUCGCAAUCACCAUCUUCAAUCUCAAGCCAUCCAUCUGCAACAUCAGCGAGAGGUCGAGAGGCAGCAGCAGCAAAUCUUGUCGUUGUUCCGCCGUCAGAGUCAGCCCCCUCAACCCACCUCCCCUUCGCGACCAAUGGGCAGCCAGCCUCACUUCUCGACGGGCAUGUAUGCUUAUCCUCAGCACGCAAUGCCUGAGCAGACUUCUGAUCGCCAGCAAUUGCCGCAGCUCUACCCCCAGUGGCCUGGUCCUGCGCCAGAUGAGGCAUACCUGCGCCAUCUGCUGGCCGUUACUUCGUCGCAGCCGCAGCUACAGUCUCAGCACGUCGCCACACUCUCAGGGCAACCUUCACUCCAGCCUCAAAGCUCGUAUCACUUCCAGGGCGGCUUUGACGCACUUGGGCAUACAGUUCCAGAAAUCCCACACCACAGCGCUACGCAUUCGUCAGCUGGAUCUUUCUCAGCGGGUAGUCCGCACUCGUUGCAUGACUUCGUACUCGGCAUUCACGCGUUCCCUACUCCUCCAGAGAGCGACAACUCCCUCGAACACAAUGAUGCUGGUCAGACACUUGAUGCUAAGCGUAGCGACCUGCCCCUCUUCUCCUUUGGUGGCGAAACAGGGUCCGACGGCACCAUCGAUCCUACCAGCAUGUCGUUCGAUCCAAGGGUCGUGUUCGGUGAAAGCUACAGUGAUCAGCAGCGCAGCGCCCCCUCGAGCACCCCGGGCCUUAGCCCUAGUGCUCACAGCAACGUUGGACUUAGUAGUGCCACAUCGCACGGCGGCUCCCCGCCCUAUUCGAGCAGCGCCCCUGAUACGACCUUUGUGACUCCAGAACAACUCUCCAGUGUUCCCUUUUCGCCCAGCAAGCCAAGCUCCGAGCAAUACGCUCUCAAUCCCGCUAUCAACAAUGCCAUGGGUAUGUUGGGAGUGGCGGGUAGUGUGCCAUCAUUGUUCGAAAGUACUGCGCCGCACAAGACAGACCUAAAGCGUCAAGCAUCGGGCGAAAGGCCAAGCGAAGGCCGCCCAUCCAAAAAUGUCAGAACGGCACCACCCGCGUCGAAGGAGAAUUCUAAAACAAGUCGGCGAGUCAAGAGAGAGCACCAGCCCAUAGCGCCUGCAGUUCACCCGGCCAGCGAAAGCCACGGUGCGCCAUCUAGCAGCUCGAUGAAUCUUCCCGAGAUGGCAGCUGGCAGCAACGCCACAGCACAAGCUGCAAUCAUCAAGCUACGCCAACGUCAAGCUGCUGUUGCUGCUGCAGCUGCCGAAAGUGCUGAAAACGCUCGCCAUGGCAAGAGCACAGUCGAUGGCUCGCUUGCUUCAAAAAGCAGCAGGCUACACCGUGACAGCGGCUCUGGCUCUGACGACGACUCACAGGAUCUUUCGAAUGGUUCUUCCGAGAAGUCGCAACGCAAAGUAGCUCACAACGCAAUCGAGCGCAGAUAUCGCAACAACAUCAAUGAUCGCAUUGCAGCCUUGCGUCACGCUGUACCAGCUCUCCAUGAUCCCAAACCUCUGCCGGGAGGUCGACGAGGAAAGAAAGCACGGCUUCAGAACGAUUUGGUCGACGGCGUGCCCCGUGCCACCAAGCUGAACAAAGCCACCAUUUUGGGAACAGCUACCGCAUACAUCCGCGUCCUAAAGGGUCGAGAGAUUCGUUUGUCAAACGAGGUCAUUGGUUUGAGACAGCUAAUCACAUCUCUAGAAGGAGGUGACGAGCUUCUAGAGCUGUGGGUGGCUGAAAUGCAGUCGGCUACGGGCUCAACAGGUGACACCUCACAUGACGAGCCCGAAAUCGAUGAAUUCGAGGUCGGAGAGGAUUCUGAUGACGACGAUGAGGAGGACUCUGGUGAGGAUGAAGACGACGAGAAGCCCGAUGGUCAGCAAAUCAAACGCAGCCGCGCUUCUCGCGCAGGACCGCUCGCGCGGGCCAUGACAGGUGGUAUGCUUACCCUCGCCAUCUUCGGACCUGACUCUCAACCGAACGAGGUUGCGUCUACCUCUGCAUCUGUACCGCACUUCGUCAAGCGGCAAGUCCUCGACGAAAGUCAGGUGGAAUACCAGCCCGGCGCUCCUGCCAUUCUGGACACCUUUCGCAUCGUGACGUUCAUCGGCAUCUUCCUCAUCUUGGUUUGGCCUAUCAUUUCGCGACUUCUGACUCGCUGGCAUCGGAGAGCUGCGCGUAGUAGAAGCACAGCAUCGAGCGAACCAGUUGCCAAUCUCGACGAUCCUUCCUUCGACGCGCGCAGGCGAGCCCUAUUGCAAGUGUUGGCACGGUCGCAUCCUGAUGCGCGUGAAACGAAUACGGCCUUGCGCACAUUUGUGGUGGCGCCUGUGCACCCACUCUGUUCCGCCUAUGGACUGGUCCUUGAGGGUGCCAAGGCUCUGCGCACUGCCAUGGGUCUGCGUCCCUCUGCGACAGAUAUGACCUCUGGCGAAGCUGCCAUCUGGCUUCGUUUGCUAGAGGUGGAGACAUCCCUUGGUCCACUCGCGGAACCCAGUCUAGUCGCCCGCCUCUAUACAAUCAUGCGUGUCUCUGCAGCUCUGGAGCUAAAUCAGAUCAAGCGCGCCCAAGGACAUGCUACCCUCGCGCUCGCUCUUCUUCGAGCUUUGCCUGGCAACGCUAUCACGGAACGGUGGGCUGUUCAAUGCUGGGAACGUGCGCGCCGAUGCCGACUUAUCGCUGCCGACGAAGAAGCCUCGCAAUCGGCCCUAGAUGGAAACACGCUCCCCGAAGCUCACGAUUCGGUCGACGAACGAUGGAUAGACAACGUUCUGAGACUGGAGGCGUGGGAGGCUCUGACGUACGCGCCAACCCCGACUGCAGUCCUCGCAACUUUCAGAGCCACCGCACCGGCGACGGCGCGCGCGACUGCUCUCUCGCCUCUUCUGAGCGUGUCGGUGCAUCUGCACGCCGCGGAAGCCGACGACGUGUGGUCGACGAUCUUCGAAGCCCUGGUGCGCCACACGUGUCCCGGCGCCGUGAACGUCGACCUCGAGACUACGGCUGCCACGACUGUGCGAGAAUUCAUCAGACAUGCCAGGACGAUGCGACUUGAGUUAGACAUCGCGACGAACAACCUAGAGCGCGAAGCGAUUACAUCGCGCAUUGCACAACUUGUCGCUACAGCGCCUCCUGUACCCGAAUCUCGCGACAUCGCCUUUACUCUGCUUGGUGCUUGGUCCUUGAUGAUUGGCAACACUUUACUGGCCCGGAACGUUUGCGCUUCGCUACUUCGCUCAGGCGCCGUUCGAAGAUCCGCCUCUUCUUCGUCGCUUGUUCAAUUGGUCCUUCCAGCCGGUUUACACGAGGCGAGCAGCCUCGAUGCUCAUUCGGUCGACGCGAUGCUAGACUGCGCUGAAAACGUCGCUGCAACCACGCUGGGCUGGCUGCUCUUCUUGCGAGGGUUUUCAGCCAUGUGCGCCGGCACGAGCGGUCAUCCCACAGAAGGCGCAAGGACUUCACUCAUCACCUCGGCGAACCAGUUGCGGGCCCAGCUAGCAGUGGUUGCGAUCUCGCGGCAAACUCGCCGACAGCAGUCUGCGGAAGGAUCGACGAGAAGAGCGUCUGCCGCGUCGCUCGCUUCAGACUCGGGUACCAUCACCCCAACGUCCAGAAGUCAAACGCCCACUAUCAAAUUGCCCGAGCAGCGCCACGUCAGUCUGUUCGAAGCUAGAGAUGCUUUGACCGACGUCCUUGCGACGCUUACGCGUAGGAUCGUCUGGAAAGAUCUGCGUGGCUGGGUGGAGGAAGAUGGCGAGGACUCAGGCGUCGAGUGGGUUUGA